This is a messenger RNA of Umbelopsis ramanniana AG, 1890 nucleotides long. RefSeq lists its product as uncharacterized. Lineage: Eukaryota; Fungi; Mucoromycota; Umbelopsidomycetes; Umbelopsidales; Umbelopsidaceae. Bases 302 to 1792 code for a protein of 496 amino acids. The record is from RefSeq and is a predicted model, not a curated record. Gene Ontology annotation, cellular component: nucleus. The transcript has 12 exons. Gene Ontology annotation, biological process: double-strand break repair via nonhomologous end joining. Gene Ontology annotation, molecular function: DNA binding; DNA-directed DNA polymerase activity.
UGAUUGUUGACUCGUUGUUUUGGUGCCACGGAUGAUCUUCUGGGAAUGAUAUUUUCACCCUGAACGCCAUUUAUCAAAAAUUCAGAAUAUAGUUGACUACAGUUAGCAAGAACAGUUGGCAAUCUACUAAGAGCACCUCAACAUAGUGCUUGCCAAGGCAAUGGGCAAGCACUUUCUGCUGUCAAAGCGAUACUUAGCAUGAAUUCACGUUAUCUAAUAAGUAGAGCCUAAAGUAGAGCCUGAAUCUACUCAUAAUCUCCCGUAGAGAGUAUGUCUGAAACUUAGUCAUUGAUACGAAACCAUGAAGUCAUUUUUCGUUUGCAGGGUUAACGACGUGCUGUUUGUAAACCCAAAGGUGGAAAAAGCACAUUUUUGGUCUUGUGCAGCUUCGUUACUGCGAGAUCUGACGAUGGCAAUAUUUACUGGAAUGCGAAUCUUCAUUGUGGAGACGAAGUUGGGUCCAUUUUCAGUGAGCACUGUAAAGAAUAUGAUAAAAGCACACGGGGGGGAGAUUUCCCCAGAUCAAGCGAAUGCAAAUAUGAUUCUGACAGGAAUGAAGGCACCAGCACGUCUUGCGCGCCAUAUUCAAACGACACAGGCGCCAAUCAUUGAUGUAAAAUGGAUUAAUGACUGUGUGAAGGAGGAAACGAAACUGUCGACAAAAAACUAUGCAAUACACCUCGACAUUGAACAGAAACCUCCGAGACUGUCUUCACCAGAGCCGGCUGAUGACAUAGAGAAAUCCACACCAUUUGAACAAGAUAGCACGUCAGAUUCUAGUGAUGAAGAAAUUGAUAUUGAUCCGAAAUUCCACAACUCUUUUCAUGAGUGCUUGCGGCCGACACCCUUUGAGCCAAAGUAUAACAAAGAGCUGAUUCGAUUAUUGGAGCUGUUGGAGAUGAAAAGGCAUACCAAUGGUGAAAGUAUGAGCUCGCUUUCUUACAGGCAUGCAAUAGCCGCAUUAAAAGCAUAUCCAAGAGAAAUUCGGAGUAGCAGAGAAGCACAACAAAUCAAAGAAGCAAAGGCUAUAGAAUCAGAUGUUAAAUUUCAUGUCAUGAGCAAAUUUUUGAAAGUUUGGGGCGUGGGCCAAAACUUGGCCCAGGAAUGGUGGAACUCUGGGUAUCGAAGUUUAGAUGAAGUGUACCAGAAUGCCAGCUUGCCACCGACUAUUAAACUUGGGAUCGAGCUUUUCGAUCAAUUGAAUCAAAGAUUGUCACGGAAGGAUUGCGAAGAGAUUCUUGGUAUAAUAGAAAAAGAAGCUAAAGAUCUGUUACCAGGCUGUGAGAUUUACCCAGUUGGUGGUUACAGGCGGGGUAAAGAGUCCAAUGGAGAUGUUGAUCUUGUUUUAAGUCAUCCAGAUGAGCUUAAAAACCAAAACUUUUUGAAGAAUCUAGUUGACCGUUUGUGCAGCAAAGGGUACAUUGUCCACAAACUACGAUAUUCUGAGCCGAGCGCUAAUAGGUUUGAAGAGAAAUCGUUGGUAGAUGCCAAUAAGGAUUUAAUAGAUUCGUGCUACACAGCCUUUUUGCAACCAAGUACAGGAAUUCUAAGACAAGUCGAUAUCCUUGUUGCACCUCCUAGCCAGUUAUACACAACCAUACUCGGAUGGACUGGAUCUCGCCAGUUUGAGAGAUCGUUGAGAUCAUAUGCCGAGACAAAGGGACUGCAUGUAGCAAGCUUUGGAAUUUUCACAGAUCGUAGCCACUCUCAUCGCAUCCCUGUGACUGAUGAAAAAGAAGCAUUUGAAGUCAUUGGUAUACCAUGGCUCGAGCCGGAGCUGCGAAACUGUUAGUGUGGUGAACAGCGUCUGUACGCUUAGCAGAAAAGGAAGCAAAAAAAUAGCUGGAAGGUGAAAUGCUAGGGUUUACAUGGGCUUUGAAAAGAUCUUCA